Messenger RNA from Solea senegalensis (Senegalese sole), 1766 nucleotides. RefSeq names its product microfibril associated protein 2 (gene mfap2). Bases 421 to 1083 code for a protein of 220 amino acids. The record is from RefSeq and is a predicted model, not a curated record. The transcript is spliced from 8 exons. Lineage: Eukaryota; Metazoa; Chordata; Actinopteri; Pleuronectiformes; Soleidae. Gene Ontology annotation, cellular component: microfibril. Gene Ontology annotation, biological process: embryonic eye morphogenesis.
GUUGGCCGUCAUGCAAUAAUAGUAUAUUCCUUAAAAUGUAUAUUAUUUGAAGUGUAGCCGAUUUACUUAUACACCAUUAUUUGUGGCUUCUUAUCUUCCAUUGGUAAAUGGACAGAUAAUUGAUCCCAUAUCCGAGAUGAUGGGUGUUGCCGAAAUGUUGAAAGAUGAUAGAAGACUCAAAUUUAUAUAAAACAAGAAUGAAGUACAAGUACACCCAAAAAAAAAAAAAAACACAAUUCAGUUACAGUAACGCGAGUAAAAGUAAUUCAUUACUUUUCCAUCUCUUACUGAGAGUCUGUGGUUCUGGUUAGACCCGGGUCUUUUGGGGUCUGGGGGGGCUGGACUGGACUGGACUGGGAGGAGACUUGAGAUGCGGGGUGGUGCAAUGUGGCUGUGCGCGCUCCUGCGCUCAGAGGACACAUGAGAGAGCUGAGCAGAGUCGGACCAACCUGGACCAAAGUGAGUGUUGAAGUCAGUCUACCUCCCACAGUGACCAUGAGAGUCCUCCUACUCAUCUGCAUGCCAGUUCUGCUGCUCGCCCAGGGUCAGUACGAGGAGCCGUUUCCAUUGCUGGAUUAUGUGCCAGAUUAUUUUCCAGAGAGUCCAGAUACUGAAAUACCCGACUCUCUUCCUGGAACCUUCCAGCAGCAGGUUAGACUUCACCCGGUGGUCCGUCCAGAAAAAACAGGGUCUGAUGUGGAGACGGAGCCCACAGAGCCCGGCCCUCUUGAUUGCAGAGAGGAGCAGUAUCCCUGCACCAGACUCUACUCGGUCCACAAGCCGUGCAAGCAGUGCCUCAACAGUCUCUGCUUCUACAGUUUGCGACGGGUCUACGUCAUCAACAAGGAGGUGUGCGUGAGGACCGUGUGCGCACACGAGGAGCUGCUCAGAGGUGUGUUCCGCUUAGUCCGUGUUUAUGUGCGUGUUCCACUUAAGCCUGACUCCUCUUGUCUGUGUGUGUGUGUGUGUGUGUCUUUAGCGGACCUGUGUCGUGACCAGUUCUCUCGCUGUGGCGUGGCAGCGCUGAGCGGACAGUGUGCGUCACUAGGAGGGAGCUGCGGGAAAAGCUGCGGCGGCUGCUGAUCCAGUCGCGAGGUCGGUCAGGGACACGACCUGCCCACGUCCUCAACCUGUCCACAUCCUCCGCUUGUUCCUCCUCCUCCUGACUCUUCUACCACAACUCAUUACUCUUGUGUUAGGUUAGGCUCAACUCCUCCUCUUCCUCCUCCUCCUCCUCCUCCUCCCGCUCAGUAGAUCCCGUGUAUGGUUAAAUAUAACUUUGAUGAUUGUAUGAAUCACUGGUGCUAUAAACACAUCACACUGGUGCUAUAAAGAGUUAACCUUUAGAGAAGCACAUAAAACUGCAAACAUGUAGUGUUGUUUUGUUUGUAUCACAUUAAUCUCUCUAAUGCUUUGUUUGACACACGUUACUGUACUUUGUGUUGAGACGCAGUCGUUGUCACGAUGAUCUGUGCACUGACAUCGGACAAAACUAAUUGGUAUGUGGGGGCCGUCGGCAGUCUCACUGUAGAAGACCGUGAGACGUGAGAGGAGGCAGACAGGUGGUGAGUGACCUCAGUUUUUGUGCCGCCGCGUGGUGGAUCUGUGCUUAGCAACCAAAGCUGCGAGCGCACGCCGGUGCACCCCCCCAACCCCCCGAGGCAACGCGUGCCCUGAAAAGGCACCUCACGAGCCGCCUCUGUACUACUGCUUUGUAAAACUGUCACUAUAAAGACUGAGAAAAAAAAUAAAACUUUUUUUUUUAA